Messenger RNA from Pyricularia grisea, 1374 nucleotides. RefSeq lists its product as uncharacterized. Gene Ontology annotation, molecular function: chitin binding; chitinase activity. NCBI's taxonomy places the organism in Eukaryota, Fungi, Ascomycota, Sordariomycetes, Magnaporthales, Pyriculariaceae. The transcript has a single exon. The record is from RefSeq and is a predicted model, not a curated record. Gene Ontology annotation, cellular component: extracellular region. The coding region runs from base 1 to 1374 and encodes 457 amino acids. Gene Ontology annotation, biological process: chitin catabolic process; carbohydrate metabolic process.
AUGCCUGCUUCAAGAUUCCGCAGCAUCCCUUUCACGGUCGUAUCCUUCGUCCUGAUAGUCACCCUCUUCCUCGGCAUCACGACUAACCUGAUUUCUUUGGGUCCACCGUACAAAGACGGUAGUCUUGACAUUCCAUCACAAUCCCCUCCACCUCCCUCCACACCAGACCCAAACACCGGCAAUAUGAGCCCACGCACCGUGGCCUAUUUUGUCAACUGGGCCAUCUACGGCCGCAAACACAGGCCGCAGGAACUACCAGCCGACAAGCUCACCCACGUGCUGUAUGCUUUUGCCAACGUCAAGCCCGAUUCCGGAGAGGUCUUUUUGACCGACACGUGGGCUGACACCGAUAUCCACUGGGAGGGUGACUCGUGGAACGACGAGGGAACCAACCUCUACGGCUGCCUGAAGCAGCUGAACCUCCUCAAGAAGGCCAACCGCAACCUCAAGGUCCUCCUCUCCAUUGGUGGCUGGACCUAUUCCUCCAACUUCAGGGCGCCCGCCUCGACGCCGGAGGGUAGGUCACACUUUGCCAGGACCGCCGUCGAGCUCGUCAGACAGCUCGGCUUUGACGGCAUCGAUAUCGACUGGGAGUACCCCCAGAACCCGCAGGAGGCCGCCGACCUAGUGGCCCUGCUGCAAGCUUGCCGCCAGGAGCUCGACGCCUACGCGCACUCGGUCGACGCCGAAAACCCCUACCAUUUCGAGUUGACGGUUGCGUGCCCAGCCGGCGCGUCAAACUACGAAAAGAUGGAUAUCGCCGGCAUGGAUCCCCUACUGGAUUUCUGGAACCUGAUGGCUUACGACUACGCCGGAUCCUGGGACCAGACCGCCGGUCAUCAGGCGAACCUUUUCCCCAGCCACGGAAACCCGGCAUCGACGCCAUUCAAUACCGACGCUGCCAUUGCACACUACGCCAGCCAGGGUGUGGCGCUCGACAAGAUCGUCAUGGGCAUGCCCAUCUACGGCCGGGCGUUUGAGAACACGGACGGACCUGGAGCGCCGUUCCAGGGAGUCGGCCAGGGGUCCUGGGAGCAGGGCGUCUACGACUACAAGGCGCUGCCGCUCCCCGGGGCAGAGGAGCGGUUCGAUGAGGAGGCAGGUGCGACAUACUCGUAUGAUCCAGCCACUAGGCACAUGGUUACCUACGACACGGUACCGCUGGCCAGGAGGAAGGCCGAGUUCAUCAAGGAGAGGGGUCUGGGCGGUGCCAUGUGGUGGGAGAGCAGCGCUGACAAACAGGGAGAUGAGAGCUUGAUUGGCAACGUUGUCGAUGUUUUUGGUGGACCGAAUGGUUUGAAGCAUCAGGAGAAUUGUCUCGCUUAUCCUCAGACUAAAUAUGACAACCUGAGGAGCGGGUUUCCGAAUCAGUAG